Messenger RNA from Mycosarcoma maydis (corn smut), 3174 nucleotides. Its product is annotated as putative glutamate dehydrogenase, NAD(+)-specific. Bases 1 to 3174 code for a protein of 1057 amino acids. The transcript is spliced from 2 exons. Gene Ontology annotation, molecular function: L-glutamate dehydrogenase (NAD+) activity. The record is from RefSeq and is a predicted model, not a curated record. Lineage: Eukaryota; Fungi; Basidiomycota; Ustilaginomycetes; Ustilaginales. Gene Ontology annotation, cellular component: mitochondrion.
AUGGCUCCCUCCAUAGACCAAACCUCUCGUUCCCAGACUUCGUCCUUGGACGAUGUCUCCAAGAUCAAGUCGGCCCUCUUGAGCGUCAACAGCUCUACCUCCAGGAGUGGUUCACACACCCCCAUCGAUCACAUUAUCGCUAAUAAUGCUGGAUACACCGACACCGUUUUUGAGGGCAAAGCUGACCAGGCUGCCCAGGUCAAGAAGCUCCUCUCCAACAAGGGAUUCAUUCCCCCUCAUCUCGUCAACGCCGAAGUUGACUGGUUCUACCAGAAUCUUGGUAUCGAUGAUACCUACUUUGCUCUUGAGAACGUAGAGACGGUUGCAGACCACAUCCUCGCUCUUUUUGGCGCCAAGAUCAUGGCCUACACCAAGCACUCCAACAGCCUCGAGAUUGACCUCGAGAAAGAGUCCGAAAAUGGCGCCGUCUUCAUCCACUCGUCCCAGGCCGGCAAGUCGCAAGCCGAUGGUCCUCAGUGGGAACGUCGCAUUGAUGCAAACUACCUGGACAAGUCGUCUGUCGACAAGGCUUACCGUCUGGAGACCUACCGCUCCGCUGGCUCUGUCUCGGCCCAAUCUCAACAGCAGCUUCGAUGCUACUUCUUGGCAAAGUGCAACUUUGUCGAGCCUCGUCCUGCGCCCGACUCGCCCAGCUACGCCGAUAUUCGCGCCGUCUCGGACAAGACCUUCCUCACCAAGGCGAGCGACAACACGCUCGACAUCUACCAGAGCAUCAUGGACGAGGUUCUCCGCCGACAAGGCCCCGUCAUCGAAAUGUUUGAGGUCGAGGGCAGCCGAGAGCGCAGAAUCGUCAUUGGCUACCGCAUGGGCACCACCAACAGCUUCUUCAGCGCCCUCUCGGAUCUCUAUCACUUUUACGGCCUCUUUUCCUCGCGCAAGUACGUCGAGCAGUUCUCCAACAACGUGACCAUCAUCUCGAUCUACCUCAACCCGCUACCGGCCUCCAACAGCCCUCCCAUCGAGCACUCAAUCCAUCAGGUGAUGAAGGAGGCUUCGCUCAUCUAUGUCCUGCCGGACAACCCCUUCUUCCAGCCAGCUCUCGCAGAGAACACACAUGCUGUCCAGGAGGCCACUUAUGCCUACGUAGGCUGGCUCUUUGCCCAGCACUUCUGUAACCGGCUCGGGCAGGCCUAUCAGGCGUUGCGAAACGUGCUUAACGAGAACGACUCGCAGCAAGCCGCCAUCCUCAAUGAGAUCAAGCUCCGCUUCCGUGAAGAGACUUUCACUCGACAGUCGAUUCAAGAAGUCAUCGAGAACCACCCCACUCUUAUCCGCCUCCUCUAUGUCCACUUUGCCAACAUUCACUACCCUGGCGGUGCUGACGACCAGGAGCUCGUUCCCACGCUCUCGUACCAGCGCCUCGUCAAGGAAGAAGUGCUCGAUGACAACCAGAUGUACGACCGCAUCCGCAAGGCUGCCAACAACUCGCACGAGCGCCAGGUUCUCGAGGCUUUCCUCUUCUUCAACAAGGCCGUCCUCAAGACUAACUUUUACACCCCUACCAAGGUCGCGCUUUCCUUCCGUCUCGACCCCGGCUUCCUCCCCGAGGUUGAGUACCCCGUCAAGCCGUAUGGUAUCAUAUUUGUCGUCGGCGCUGAGUUCCGUGGCUUCCACGUCCGUUUUCGUGACGUUGCCCGAGGCGGUAUUCGUAUCGUCCGCUCGAGGAAUCGCGAAAACUACUCGAUCAAUCAGCGUACUUUGUUUGACGAAAACUACGCACUGGCAUCGACACAGCAUCUCAAGAACAAAGAGAUCCCAGAAGGCGGUGCUAAGGGUACCAUCCUACCCACGCUCGACGCCAAUCCAAAGCUCGCCUUUGAAAAGUACGUCGACGCCAUCCUCGACUUGCUCAUCAAGGGUCAAACCCCUGGCGUCAAGGAGGAGAUUGUGGACCUCCUCGGCAAAGAGGAGAUCCUCUUCCUCGGCCCGGACGAGGGCACUGCCGACCUCAUGGACUUUGCUGCCGAGCACGCUCGCGCUCGUGGCGCUCCUUGGUGGAAGUCCUUCACCACGGGCAAAACUGCUGCCACUCUUGGUGGCGUCCCGCACGACGUCUGGGGGAUGACUUCACUGUCGGUGCGUCAGUACAUCAUCGGCAUCUACAGAAUGCUUGGUCUUAAGGAACAGGAGGUCACCAAGGUUCAGACUGGUGGUCCCGACGGCGACCUUGGCUCGAACGAGAUCCUUUUGUCGGUCGACAAGACGGUAGCUAUCAUCGAUGGCAGCGGUGUCAUUUACGAUCCCGUUGGUCUUAACAGACAGGAGUUGGUGCGCCUUGCCAAAGCGCGCAAGAUGAUCUCGGAGUUUGACGCUUCCAAGCUCAGCGCAAACGGUUACCGCGUUUUGGUCGAGCAGAACGAUAUCAAACUCCCCACGGGCGAGGUGAUCCCAGACGGCGUGGCCUUCCGAAACUCGGCUCACCUCCGAUUCAAGGCUGAUCUGUUUGUUCCAUGCGGUGGUCGUCCCGAAGCCAUCAACAUUUCCAACGUCAACCAGCUCUUUGAUCAGGAUGGAAAGCCUCACUUCAAGUACAUCGUCGAGGGCGCCAACCUCUUCAUCACCAGGCAAGCCCGACUCGAGCUCGAGAAGCGCGGCGUCAUCCUCUACCCAGACGCCUCGGCCAACAAGGGCGGUGUCACCUCGUCAUCGCUUGAAGUGCUCUGCGGUCUCUCGCUCGAGGAUGCCGAAUAUGUCGAGUCGAUGCUGUUCAAGGAUGGCAAACCCACCAAUUUCUACCUUUCCUACGUUCGCGACAUUCAGACCAUCAUCGGUCGCAAUGCUCGCGCCGAGUUCGAGGCGAUCUGGCGCGAGAACAUUGAGACGGGCAAGCCGCGCUCGACCAUCUCGACCGAAUUGAGCACCACACUCAACAAGCUCUCCGAGGAGCUCGAGGCUACCGAUCUCUUCUCCAAUGAGCAGCUGCGUUCCGCCGUGCUUGGCCAAGUCUUCCCUCCUACGCUCAUCAAGAAGGUGGGUCUUGCUAAGCUCAUCGAGCGCAUUCCCGAGGCGUACGCGCGCUCGGCAUUUGCUGCCAAGGUCGCCGCCAGCUUCGUUUACGCCAACGGCCCCAAUGCCAGCCACGUCGACUUCUACAAGCACAUUUCAACGCUAUUGGCCCCGCAGUUGGCUUCUGCACCGGCGGCUCAGCAGUAA